Exophiala viscosa is the source of this 2493-nucleotide messenger RNA. RefSeq names its product Vps16, N-terminal region-domain-containing protein. Gene Ontology annotation, molecular function: actin binding. The record is from RefSeq and is a predicted model, not a curated record. Gene Ontology annotation, biological process: endosomal transport; vacuole fusion, non-autophagic; intracellular protein transport. The coding region runs from base 1 to 2493 and encodes 830 amino acids. The transcript has 3 exons. Lineage: Eukaryota; Fungi; Ascomycota; Eurotiomycetes; Chaetothyriales; Herpotrichiellaceae. Gene Ontology annotation, cellular component: lysosomal membrane; HOPS complex; endosome.
AUGACGAACAACAAUCCCAGGGCCGGCUGGGAAAAGAUCGGAGACCAAUUCUAUCAAAAAGCCCAACUUUACGAAUCAGUCUUCGACCAGGACCUCGAGCUCGAAAACUACAUUGUUGCGGGAGCACCAUACGGCGGAGCUCUAGCAUUAUGGCGAGACACAUCAAAAGUUGCACGAUAUAGGACUGGCCAAUCGACCAAGUCGACUAUCGACGUUUAUUCUUCUUCGGGCAAGCUGAUCAGCAACAUCAACUGGGAGAAAGGCGUGAUUAAAGGUCUUGGGUGGUCCGACGAUGAAAAGCUUUUGGUGGUCACCGAAGAGGGCACUGUUCAUUGCUACUUCGGACUUCACGGCGACUUCCAGCCUUUCUUACUAGGGCAUGGCGCGGAGGAAUUUGGUGUCAAAUCAUGUCGGUUCUGGUCGCAUGGAUUCGUCGCACUCCUCUCCAACAAUGCCUUGGUGGCUGUCUCGUCCUUUGAUGAACCGAGGCCAAGACUACUUGCUCACGCUCCAGAAGGCGAGGUCCACUCGUGGUCAUUAAUUCCACCUGCGUAUACGCUCUCCAGAUCUGUCGAGGUCUUGUUAGCUGUUGACAAGACCAUAUAUGUCGUCGAUGCCUCCGAAGCCGAAGACAGGGGUCUUUCAGACGGACCUUUCAAACACGUCAGCGUCUCGCCCAAUGGACGGUUUGCUGCGCUCUUCACGGAAGAUGGUAAAGUCUGGGUCGUGGGCAGCGACUUUCAGAACAAAUACAGCGAAUACGAUUCCAAAGCCAAAACGACACCCACUCAGAUGAUCUGGUGCGGCAAUGAUGCGGUCGUCCUGGCUUGGGAAGAUGAGAUUCAUAUGCUCGGUCCCGACGGUGCGGCCGUCAAAUAUUACUACGAUGAUCAAGUACACGUCGUCCCUGACAUCGACGGCGUCCGGUUGAUCACCAAUGACGCCUGUGAGUUUCUGCGAAAGGUGCCAGAUCCUCUUGAAGAGGUCUUCAAGCUGGGGUCGACGUCGGCGGCCUCGAUACUGGUGGACUCAAUCGACCUGCUGGAAAAAAAGUCUCCCAAAGCGGAUGAGAACAUACAGCGCAUCCGACCUAGUCUGCCCGAAGCUGUUGAGACGUGCAUUCGAGCAGCUGGACACGAGUUCAACCACGCUCUCCAGAAGCAACUUUUACGCGCAGCCUCGUUUGGCAAGUCAGUUCUGGACCUCUACAGCAGCGAUGAAUUCGUCGACAUGUGCGAGGACCUCCGAGUGCUAAAUGCCGUGAGGGACUAUCGAAUCGGACUGUUUAUGUCCUAUGAACAGUACGUCCGCCUGACACCAGAGAGGCUGAUUGCUCGAUUAGUAAGUCGUCGGGAGUACCUGCUUGCGAUCAAACUGUCCGAGUACCUCCAUCUACCCCUCAACAAGAUAUACGUGCAUUGGGCCAGUCAAAAAGUGCGAAGCGCGUCCGGAGACGACGACACGAUCCGUGAAAUGGUGGUUGAUCGAUUACGAGGCAAGCAUGGCAUUUCAUUCGAAAACAUUGCGCGAGCAGCAUAUGACGAAGGGAGAAGUCAUCUUGCCACAACGCUACUGAACCAUGAACCGAGAGCGGGCAAACAGGUGCCAUUGCUAUUGAGCAUGGAGGAGGACGAGAUUGCGCUGAACAAGGCAAUUGAGUCGGGGGACACGGAUCUGGUGUUCUUUGUGCUACUACAGCUCAAGAAAAAGCUGCCCCUCGCAAGCUUCCUUCGCACUAUCAGCGAGCGGCCUGUGGCGGCAGCGCUUGUCGAAAGUUCAGCCAAAGAAGAGGACCAGGACUUGCUCAAGGAUCUGUAUUACCAGGAUGACAGGCCCGUCGAAGGGUCCAACCUCUUGUUGGAAGAGGCGAUGCAUCAAACACAGGUCCAGGCCAUCAUCGACAAGUUGAGACUUGCCGCCAGGCUCCUUACAGACGCCAAAGAUCCGACGGCCCAACUACACUCUCGAGCUCUGACAGAAGCCACUCAACUCCUCAAGAUGCAGGAAGCGUUUGACAAGGAAAUCACCGACAGCAGUGGUAGCUAUGUCGGCUUAAGCGUCAACGAGACCAUGUUCCGGCUCAUCAAGUCCGGGUACAGCAAACGAGCUGCUACUGUUCAGAGCACAUUCAAAGUGCCGGAGAAGACUUGGUGGUGGAUUCGACUGAGAGCGUUGACAGCAGCCCGUCUGUGGGGCGAAGUCGAAGAGAUUGCUAAGAAUAAGAAAUCGCCCAUUGGGUGGGAGCCCUUUUACAAUGAAGUCCUUGGAGCUGGGAACACCCGUCUCGCCUCGUCAUUCAUUCCCAAAUGCACCAACCUCCAGCCGGCAGAGCGGGUCGAGAUGUGGGUGAAGUGCGGCAUGGUCGUCAAGGCUGGUGAAGAGGCGCUGAAGGCCAAGGAUUUGAACUCGUUGGAGUUGCUUCGGGAUAAAGCCAACGGGCAGCAGCAAGUCGAGAUCGAGAGGAUGCUGAACCAGCUGAGGCCGAGGAAGUAG